Quercus robur (English oak) is the source of this 1212-nucleotide messenger RNA. RefSeq names its product galactoside 2-alpha-L-fucosyltransferase-like. Gene Ontology annotation, molecular function: galactoside 2-alpha-L-fucosyltransferase activity. Lineage: Eukaryota; Viridiplantae; Streptophyta; Magnoliopsida; Fagales; Fagaceae. The transcript is spliced from 2 exons. Gene Ontology annotation, biological process: xyloglucan biosynthetic process; cell wall biogenesis. The record is from RefSeq and is a predicted model, not a curated record. Bases 1 to 1212 code for a protein of 403 amino acids. Gene Ontology annotation, cellular component: Golgi apparatus; membrane.
AUGGAAUUGUUCUUUGACCAGUGUAAGUAUGUUGUGUGGAUAUCUUAUAGUGGCUUGGGCAACAGGGUUUUAACCCUAACAUUUGCAUUUCUCUAUGCCCUCCUCACAAAUAGAGUAUUGCUUGUUGACCAAGGAAUGAAUAUGGCUAAUCUUUUUUGUGAGCCAUUCCCAGAAAAACCAUGGCUUUUGCCUGUUGACUUCCCCCUCAAAGAGACAUUUAAAAUCCUUGGUCAAAAGUUUCCUCAUUCUUAUGGGAACAUGUUGAAGAAGAACAUCUUAAAUACUUCAACAGUAUCACUACCAUCAUAUUUAUAUCUCCAUCUAGCACAUGAUUACGAUGAUCAUGAUAAGCUCUUUUUAUGUGAUCAAGAUAAAACUCUUCUCAGUAGAGUUCCUUGGAUGAUAAUGAAAUCAGAUAACUACUUUGUCUCAUCUCUCUUCUUGAUGCCCUCUUUUGAGCAAGAAUUAAGCAAAUUAUUCCCACAAAAAGAUACUGUUUCCCUCCACUUAGGCUGGUACCUUUUCCACCCCUCAAAUCAUGUAUGGGGCCUAAUAACAAGGUACUAUGAAGCCUACUUAGCUAAAGCAGAUGAGAGGAUUGGAAUUCAAAUAAGAAAUUUUGAUACAGGACCUGGUCCUUUCCAAUAUGUGAUGGAUCAAGUUUUAGCUUGUACACUAAAGUAUAAAGUGUUGCCACAAGUAGAUAGGAAGAGAACUAUCUUUACCCAAUUAGAAAAGGCAAACUUGAAAGCUAUCCUUAUAACAUAUUUGAGUUCUAGGUACUUUGAUAAUGUAAGAAACAUGUACUGGGAACACCCAACAAUGAAUGGAGAUGUGGUUGAGGUUUUCCAACCAAGCCAAGAACAAUUUCAACAUACAAAGAACAGGUUGCACAACAGCAAGGCAUGGGCAGAAAUGUAUCUCCUCAGCUUAACUGAUGUCUUGGUUACAAGUGCAUGGUCAACAUUUGGUUAUGUAGCUCAAGGUCUUGGAGGUUUGAAGCCAUGGAUUCUCUACAAGUCUGAUAAUCAGAAGACCCCUAAUCCACCUUGUAGACAGGCCAUGUCAAUGGAGCCUUAUUUUCAUGCUCCCCCAUUUUAUGAUUGCAAGACAGAGAAAGGAAUUGAUAAUGGUGCACUUGUUCCCCAUGUGAGACAUUGUGAAGAUAUGAGCUGGGGCUUAAAAUUGGUUAAUAAUCAUGAUGAGUUGUAG